Molecule: messenger RNA, 846 nt
Organism: Colletotrichum truncatum
Lineage: Eukaryota; Fungi; Ascomycota; Sordariomycetes; Glomerellales; Glomerellaceae
Source: RefSeq, a predicted model, not a curated record
AUGUUCGCUGCCUUCCGCUUCGGGAAGGAUCUCUGGGAUCCGUCCCACCGCUUCGAGACCUCGUGGCUUUUACCUCCUUACCUGUUGGCAGCCUGUCGCGCGCUCAUCAGUCUCUACAUCUUCGUCGUUCGCUUUUUCAUCAUCGGCUGGACGUGUUCUCGCGAAGAGUACGGCGGUUGCGAUGACGUCUCCAAGAGCUUCUCCUUCUUCACCGUCCUCACGUACUGGGGUCUAGGCUUCUACUUCCUCAUCUCCGCCAUCCAUACCUUCACCUACGCGCACUCAGGCACCCCGCUGCUCGAUCGCUUCCCGCGCCCUCUGCAGGCUCUCCACGCCUUCUACUACACCACCGUGACCACCUAUCCGUUCAUCGUGACGAUUGUAUACUGGGGCAUUCUCUUCAAGGGACCGUGGUACACCGACGUGUUCGAGGCUUGGAGCAACAUCUCCCAGCACGCUCUGAACUUGGCGUUCUCCCUCUUUGAGAUCAUUAUCCCGCGCACCAGCGCCGCCCAGCUUGAAUGGGUACACAUGCUCUGGCUAAUCAUUGUGCUCGCCCUGUACCUCUCCCUCGCCUACCUGUCGCAUUACAUCUACUUGAAGGACCACAACGAGUACUUUUAUCCCUACGGCUUCCUCGACAUCGCCAAGAACGGCAGCGGUAAGACGGCGGCGUAUAUCGUCGGUAUCGCCGUGGCCGGCAUCGUCUUCUACCUUGUCGUCAAGGGCCUCAUCUGGCUGAGGGAGUGGGUGACGGAGCGCAAGCUGGGAAUGGACGGCAAAUUUGCCCAGCAGCGUUACCAUAACUACGACGCGGAACUGGGAACCAUCAACAGCAAGCACUAG